AUGGAAUUGCUAUUUUUAUAUGUUAUGAUUUUACUUUUGAACAUGUUUGAUUUUUCAUCAGGAAUAACAUAUAACAAAGGUGAUAUGGAGAAUCGCUUUGCUUGUGCUAGCCAAGGUUUCCCCCAAAAGAAUGAAAUAAUCAAGUUGUAUCUUUUCUCUGAUGAUUUGAAAAUCCAGUGUUUUUUCCAGUCUGAAAAUGAGCUUACUUCAAGGGAAUUUCUAAGCGUGUUCACAUCAGGAGGACUUGCUCCCAGCUUGGGAAUCAUAAAUAGUACAUAUACAGGCAUCUUCCACUUUAAUUUAACUUUGUUCAGUGAUCGGGUUUACUGGUUGAUUGAUAUUCCCAGAGAAAACAUUACCAAAAAUACAGAUAUUGCAGCUGUAGAAGAAUGGUUAGUCAGGAUCACUUUACAACACGGAUUAAAUAUUUAUAAUACUGAAGGAACGCUAUUGGAUAGGGUUCGAGAACCUAUUCUUCAGUGGAAACUUGGGACUAUGAUGACAAGAAACAACAUCAGUAAAGUAUACCCACAUGUGGUAGAUCUCAAAGUGACGAAAUGCCCUUGUGCCAAUGAUGUGGCCUUACUUGGCUUCAUUAUGGAUUCAACUCUUGAUGGUGUUUACAUAGGCCUCAGCUUUUCUGGAUUUUGGAAUUAUAAUGAUACCACGUGGUAUAACCUGACAGACAUGAUCUACUCCCAAGUUGGAGAAGAGCACACAGAGCUUUCAGUGGUGGAUAUGGUUCUAGCAAAUCAUUUUUUAGUUAUCCUCACCUCUUUGGGUCUUUUUAUAAGUGGAGAUCUUCGCUAUCCAUCAUCCUCUGUCUUACUGUUUUCAAGGGCAGAGUUUUGUGGUUUCGAAAGGGUUGACUAUAUCAAAGGAAAACUGUGGUAUAAUGAAAGAUGUUUUGCUAACAGAGAACGUUUUGAAGUCGAUUAUAUUACCAUCACCUUUGAGAGAAACAGGACCCUAAGUGAGGCAAGCUCUUGUUUUUAUAGCAAAGAACCAUUUCUUGAAUGGCUACCUUGCUUACCUUCCAUUUCAAAAAGAAUGAAAACUAUUCCAUCAACUGUGAUAACAUUUCUUAUUGACCAAGAACAAAGUUCUGGCAUCUACCUCUUCCAGAACCAGAAAAAUACCACUGCCUCUGUGAGGAUCUUUAGAAACAACAGACCAAGAUUAAGACAAAAAUUUCCCCUUUUCUCAUUUCCUUCGUCAUUCUCUUCUCCUGUUGGAAUGGUGUUCCACCCACGAAGCCAUUUUCUGUAUGCCUAUGGUAAUCAGGUAUGGCUUUCAGUUGAUGGUGGCAACACUUUUGAAUUAUUAGCUGACUUUCAUGAUGACAUCAUAAAGAAUGUUUAUCAUAGUUUUUAUACUUCGGAUAUUACUUUUGUUUCCCAAAGUGGGAAGGUUUACUCCACAAAGGCAGGAUUAGGAAGAUAUACUGAAAUCGGAUCCAUCUCUGAUCAGAUUUUCACAUUAUACUAUGACCACAUGGGAUUCAUACAUAAACUGACUCCAGAUCAUUUUGAAGCUAGUGGGUCAUUUGGUGCCUUUGGAAAUUCUAAAGGUAUUUUUGGACAGGCUCCUGACAUGGGCUUUGAGACAGCCCUUGCUCCGCAGCAUAUCACCUUAAAUGAAAUGAUCUUUUAUGCAUAUGUGCCUGAGAAUGAACCUCAGGGAAGUAUCUACACCAAGAAAUUCAACGAGAUUCACUUUGGAAAAGUGAUACACUCCAGGAAAACUGGAACAGCUUACAUAAGAGAGAUAUUGUACCAUGACACCCCUAAAGGAUUUUUGUCCUCAGUUAUUGCAGAAAUGAUAGACCCUUUUGGAAUAGAGGCAGUACAUGAAAGCUCUUGUUUGUCUAGUUCCCUUUCCAUUAAUCAAGCUGGAAAUUUCUUCUAUAAACUUAGUCUUCAAUUACAAACUUCAGGUGAUACGUCCUCAUUUCAAGAUUCAGAUAUAGAGAAGACUGUGGUGAUUCCUGGUUACAGCAGCUUCCUGAUCACAAGGAUUUUAGAUAAUGAGAAUGCUUUAGCUAUUGCUACUAUGCCUGGAAGAGUACCCAACAAUAUGACCUUUCUGAAAGACUCCUGGUUCUUAUACAACUUUGGGCAAAGGAAUGGCCGAACAUGGAAGAUAUAUUCAAAACCAUGUAAUUACUGGUUUCAGCAACAAGAUGGCUCACUGUCCCUCAACGUCCUGAAAUAUAUUGACCUGGGGAAAUCUCAUUCUUUUAAAAUUAAGGUCAUACCUAAUACAAAAAGUGUUCGAACCCUUGAAAUACCACUAUUGAAAGUAAUUGUGGGAAACCCAAAUUUGUUGGAAGUUAAAGCUAAAGGCUAUUUUGAUGAUACUGAUAGUUAUCUAAUGGAAAUUUCUGCAGCUAGCAAAACUUUACGACAAGGUUCAACUUCACUGGCAUUUAUUGUCUGGGGAGCGUCGACUGAGUGCUUUGUUACAACAAUCGUGCCAACCUUGAAAAGCAGCUGUAGUUAUCUCAAGUCUAUGCAUCACAUCCCUAGUGAAUUUAUUCCGUUGGAAGACUGGAACAGUGGAGUUCACGUGGACAGUCAGGGUUUUAAUAUGAUCAAAGUUUUGCCAGUAAACUACAGGCCUCCCUCUAAUAUGGGAAUUGCUAUUCCACUCACAGAUAAUUUUUAUCAUGCAGAUCCUAGCCAACCUAUACCAAGAAAUCUAUUUCACAAGUCAAAGAAAUCUGGUAAAUUCAAACAGUGUGCUAAUGCAUCUACUCGAGAGGAGUGUAAUUGCACAAACAAUCAGAAGUUUUCAUAUGCUGUUGGGUUCUCAGAUUGCAGAGAAAAGGUUCCCCGUUUUAAGUUUCCAGUUACACAAUAUCCAAUUUCUUUGAAAAUUUACAAUGAAGAUGGAUAUAUCCCAGUGGAAACGCCAUACCUGGUUACUGUGGCUGAAGUAAAUAACAGGGAAAACUGGAAACUAAAACAAUCUGUGCCAGAAAAUGUGAAAAAACUGAAAGACUACUUAGGACUGAUUCUUCAUGCUCCAGUGUAUAAUCCUUUAGGCCUCAAUUUAAGUGUAAAAGGCUCUGAGCUCUUUCACUUCAGAGUGUCUGUCGUUCCAGGGGUCACGUUUUGUAACUUAGUUGAAGAAUUUCAGAUUUAUGUCGAUGAAGCACCUCUGCCGUUUCCUGGACACACACUUAUUGCCGUUGCAGCAGCUGUAGUGCUGGGGGGAUUAAUUUUUAUAGCAUUUAUGUUCCAAAUACAUAACAGCCACCCAUACCAACAACUGUCUAAAACAGACAGUGUGAACUUAGGUGUCAGUGCCACCUAGCUGGUCAGAGAUGAAAAGCUGAAUAGUGAACAAAUGAUUGUCAUCAUUUUCUCUUUAUUUCCUAGUUUCCUUAGACAAUUCCUAGAAAGCUGUAUUUCACUGUUAAUGUAAAAACUAGAUAAAACACCAUCGAGUUGUUCUUAUUUUUGAAUACAUAGACCAUUUCUUAUGUCAACACUUACGUAGAGGAUUUUCCGUGAGGUUUUCAGAAAAAUACAAA
This is a messenger RNA of Sus scrofa (pig), 3538 nucleotides long. The record is from RefSeq and is a predicted model, not a curated record. NCBI's taxonomy places the organism in Eukaryota, Metazoa, Chordata, Mammalia, Artiodactyla, Suidae.